AUGCUGCUCUAUGGAGACAAUGGGGACUGUGAGCAAUCAAAAGAAAAUGCAGGAACAGUGUACUCAUUCAGUUUCAAGACAAAGGAAUGGUCAGAGGUCCGGACCACAGGAGACUGUCCCCCACCAGACGACGUUGUGGAGCUUGCAGAGCGUGGGGGCAAGCUGUAUGUGCUGUGCAUAAACUAUGGGGGCUCAUGCAACCUGAUGGCCAUCUACUGCCUGGCCUUGGAGGGCAAGACUCGCAAGUGGACAAAGGUAAAGACGACAGGAACACCUCCCUGUGGCAGGAUCGGCUGCUCAGCCACUGUCCUGGGAGACUCUUGGUAUGUCCAUGGCGGCUUCCCUCGAACACAACGCCACCCAGCCUGCUGGGACAUCGUUGGUGACACUUAUGAGUACAACUUCAAGUCCCAGGGCUGGUCGAAGAUCUGCCCUGUCCGUGACGGCCUGCUGCCCAGGGGUGGCCAUGUGGCCAUAGCAUGGCGGGAUGCUGUGGUCUUCAUGGGGGGCACAACCUCCAGUGGCAGAACGGAGCAGGUGGCCUACCUUGGGGGCGGUGCCUACUGCACCACAGUCGAGGUCCUCUGGAAGUGCCCACUCCGUCCAAACGCCUCCAAUGGCGAGUAUGUCUUCACAGACACGAUACGGGGUAUCCGCAGCCUGCACGGUUGUGAGGAAACCUCAGAUGUGGUGCUGAUCUCAGGAGGGACUGAAAUCAAGGCCCACCGCGCGAUCCUGUCUGCUGCCUCAAAGACCUUCCACAGGAUGUUCAGUGGGAAUUUCUCUGAGAUGCGGGAAAACAAGUCAGGGGAGGUGCAUCUAGACAGCAUUAGCCCCAGCGUGCUGGAGACCAUGAUUGCGUAUGUGUACGGAGUCUUGAAAGAGGUGCCCGCAAAUCUGGCACUGGACCUCUUCAGGGUAGGCGACCUGUAUUGCAUCGAUGGUCUGAAGGAGGAGGCCCUGUCCCAGUUGAAGAGCACGAUGUCGGUGGCCUGUGUGGCGAUGCUUGCACGGGUCGCAGACGAGCAUUCCUGCGAGGGACUGUUCAAUGCGGCUGUGGAGUUUGUUGCAAGCGACCCUGACAACCUGCUGCAGGUCCUUUCGAGCGAGAAUUACCUGUCCAUGUUGCGAGAGACACCAGAGCUGGGGCAGAAAUUUACUCACAUGUGUACGCGUCGCGCGUUCGGUGCUGGUGAGCACAGCGAGACGCUGAAUGGGCCUGCAGGCUUGGGUGACAUCAGUGGCAAAUGA
Messenger RNA from Ostreobium quekettii, 1251 nucleotides. NCBI's taxonomy places the organism in Eukaryota, Viridiplantae, Chlorophyta, Ulvophyceae, Bryopsidales, Ostreobiaceae. The record is from the annotation of a GenBank genome assembly.